Molecule: messenger RNA, 600 nt
Organism: Eremomyces bilateralis CBS 781.70
Lineage: Eukaryota; Fungi; Ascomycota; Dothideomycetes; Eremomycetales; Eremomycetaceae
Exons: 3
Biological process (GO): RNA processing; mitochondrial translation
Cellular component (GO): mitochondrial large ribosomal subunit
Molecular function (GO): ribonuclease III activity; structural constituent of ribosome
Source: RefSeq, a predicted model, not a curated record
CGUCCGCGAUGGCAACAGACGCCUCCCUCUUUGCGGGCACCCGUGCGACUACGGGCGUCGAGGAGUAACCUCCCUUUCACUGUGAACGACGACCCGAAAGUCCUCGACGACUUCUACCGGCGAUUUCUGGGGAGCAGACCGGAACUGGUGCCAUCGGAGGAGGUGCGGUGGAUCGCCAUCACACAUAAGAGCUUCGAUCAGGGCGCCCGGGGUUACAACGCGCGAUUAGCGUAUAUGGGCAAACGGAUCGCGGACCUGCAGACGUCACUCGCACUGCUACAACCGAGCCAUGCUGUCACACCUAUUCCGGACCCUUAUGGACGGACGCCUUUCACGCACCCUGCCCUUGAUCAAUUGGACAAUUUGUCACCGGCCCGGAAAUUGGAGAUCUUGAGUCCUACGCGAAUAGCCCCGCUCGCGGAGACAUAUGGUUUGAACCACGUCGUGAGAUGGACUCCUCGAAUGCCGGACAACCUUAAGGAAUCGGGUAUUGAUUCGGUCCUUGCGCAGGCCAUGUAUGCCAUCAUCGGAGCGAUUGCGCUGGAGCAUGGCGGUGCCGCUGCGAAGGCGGUCUUUGACAGUCAGAUUUUGAAAUCUCUG